AACCCAAACAAACAAACAAACAAACCAAAAAAAAAAAAAAGAAAAAAAAAGAAAGAAAGAGAGAGAGAGAGAGAUAAACCUAAGCAAAACCCAGAAAUAUUUGAAGGUGAGCUGCAAAUGGGUAUCAAAGAUCUGCUCAGAUUCAUGAAGCCCCACAUUGAACCCAUUCACAUCAAAAAAUACGCCGGCAAGCGUGUGGGUAUUGACGCGUAUUCAUGGCUUCACAAAGGAGCUUAUUCAUGUAGCAUGGAGCUUUGUCUGAAUUCAGACAACAAUAAGAAAAUGCGGUACAUAGAAUACUUUAUGCACCGAAUUAAUCUGCUUCGACACCAUAAGAUAACGCCCGUUGUCGUUUUCGAUGGCGGAAAUAUUCCGUGUAAGGCCGCCACCGAGGAUGAUCGGCAUAGAAAAAGGAAAGCUAAUCAUGAUUUAGCAAUGGUAAAGCUUAAAGAAGGGAAUGUUAGUGCUGCCAUUGAGCUCUUCCAGAGGGCAGUGAGUAUCAAUCCAUCCAUGGCACAUCAAGUGAUACAGGUUCUUAGAUCAGAAAACAUUGAAUAUGUGGUAGCUCCAUAUGAGGCUGAUGCUCAGUUAGCAUAUCUGUGCAGCCUUGAACCAGAAAAGGGUGGAAUUGUAGCAGUGAUUACAGAAGACAGUGAUCUAGUGGCAUAUGGUUGCCAAGCUAUUGUGUUUAAGAUGGACCGAUUCGGGAAUGGUGAAGAGAUAGUGCUUAACAAUGUUUUUGAUUCAGUGGCUCGUAAACCUUCCUUUCGAAACUUAGAUAUGGAAUUGUUCACAGGUAUGUGUGUUAUAGCCGGCUGUGAUUUCCUUCCAUCUGUUCCUGGAAUUGGGAUUGGAAAAGCUUAUGCCUUGGUUUCCAAGUACCGGAACUUAGACCGUGUUCUAUCAGUUUUGAAGCUUGAGAAGGGCAAUCUUAUGCCUGAAGAUUACUUAAAAUCUUUCAGAGAAGCAGUUGCAGUUUUCCAGCAUGCCCAAAUAUAUGAUGUUGACACUAAAAAGCUCAAACAUAUGAAACCGCUUCCAGAAAAGCUUCUACAGUUUCUGAAUGGAGAGCUUGAAUUCUUGGGACCAGAAAUGCCUCCAUCAGUUGCUACUGCCAUUGCUGAAGGAAAUUUAGACCCUAUAAGCAUGGAGGCGUUUGAUCAUUUCGUAAGUUCUGGAUGUCAUCCAGAUCCAAUUGUGAUCCAAGCCUCUUGUCAACUUUCAAGACCCGAAGCUGCUGUGGUAUCUACACAAGAGAGCUGCUUCACAGUCUUUUCCUCCCAUAAAACCAGAGAACAUAAUAUUGCAGAGAAGCAAAUGUUAGUUUCAAAUGAAGGUAAAUAUUUGAAGGAAGCUGCAGCACUAGAGAAACUAGUUAUGCCAUUGGAAAUUCAUAAAACGGUAGAUAGUUCAAUGGUUCAGAACAGAAAUCUAAUGAAGGUCCCUGACAACAAUCCAUUCAAGAAAAUGAAGUGUGAUGAAAUCCAGUUGGAUCAAGUAGAGAGCAUGACUGAACAAGUUUCAGUUGCAAUUGAUGUUGAAAAUUUUGACAUCUUGUGUGUUACUCCAUAUAGCAGUACUCCAUUAGAGGUUCUUGACAAAUCUUCCAGGAAAAGAAGGCUCAGUGAUAUAUGCUCAGAUCAGACAGCUGAACAAGUUUCAGGGAUAACUGAGGUAGAAGACGCAGACAUCCUGUGCAUAAAUUUGGAAUCCCAAGAGAGUGUAAAUUCUAAGCCUAUAAAGGCCACUGAUGGAAAAAGGAGAGGGAAAACUGAGAAGUCAAAGAAAAGUAAUUGCAAGAGCUCUGAGAAUAAAAAGAGCAGUAUCUUGAAUUUCUUCUCUCGUGUUUAAUCUUUUGAUUUUUAUGUAAGCUAUAUUUUGUUU
Molecule: messenger RNA, 1884 nt
Organism: Quercus lobata
Lineage: Eukaryota; Viridiplantae; Streptophyta; Magnoliopsida; Fagales; Fagaceae
Product: 5'-3' exonuclease family protein
Exons: 12
Coding region: 118-1851 (577 amino acids)
Molecular function (GO): DNA binding; 5'-flap endonuclease activity; metal ion binding
Source: RefSeq, a predicted model, not a curated record